AGCAAUAAACAUGUACAAUCUGCCGUCAAUAUACAAAGCUAGAAACGAAAUAUUACGCAGCUGGAGGCUGAACAGCAUAUUAGGUCUUCCCCUGGCCUGGAAUCAGAGAAAUGCUAUUGGCGCAUCCAUUCCUUACAGCAUCAUCUCUCCUGCAUGGGUCCGAGCGUGCUAUUGGGCUUGCCUGGCCCAUGGGCCAAGGACGAUCGCGAGCCGUCCGAUCACUACACGACCAAGAUCGGCGGCCUACCUGACUGGCCCCCCUGGGUGGCUCACCCACCGCCGCAGCUGCUCAAGUGCUCCCUGUGCGAUGGGCCGCUCUCCCUCGUGCUGCAGGCUUAUGCACCGCUCUCCCUUCCCUCAGCAGCAGAUGCAGCAGCAGCAGGGGUGACACGUGGCAGCAGGCAAUUGGAGGAGCGGGUUCUCUACAUGUUUGCAUGCGCCAAUGGGGGAAAGGAGGGGGAGGAGGCUGCUUCCGCGCCAACCCCCCUUGGGGACCUCUCAUCUGUGGGAGGGGAAGGAGGGGCGGCAGGAGGUGGGGGUGGAAGGAAGGGGCCGUGCGCUGCACAGGCGGAAGGGUGGCGGAUCAUUCGCAUGCAGCAGCUCCCCUCCCAGCAACCGCCGCCACCACCACCAGCACCAGAACCGGCACAAGCAGCAGCAGCAGCAGCAGCAGCAGCAGUGGCAGCCUCCACAUGGGCAGAUGCGAGUCCCUGGGAUGCUGGCAGCACAGCAGCGGGAGAUAACUGGGGGCUUCCAGACCCAGGCUCAGGUGCUCCAGGUGCUCUUUCAGGCGUCUUUGCCACACCAGGACAAGAUGUUGGUGUGGUAGGAGGAGGGUGGGGCACCGGGACAUGUGACAGUAACGAAUUCGGUUCCACAUUACAAGACGCGCCCCUUUCCUCACUAGACGCUCUGACAGCGUCAAUCAGCGCCGCCGCUGCCAGGGCGGCUGCUAGCACUGUUGUGGAGAAUCAUGCAGUGGGGGGGAGGAAGGGAGGUGCAGGCAGAAAAGCAUCCCCAGGCGCAGCAGCAGCAGCAGCCGCACCAGUGGCAUCAAGUACGAGUGGCGCAACGCCAGCUGAGACUCUUCCUCUCCGUGUGCUGCCGUGCUUCUACCUGUUCUCCGAGGACGAGGAGGCGACCAGCAGAAGCAAGAGCAGGGGAGCAGCGGCCUCACCAGCAGCAGCAGCAGCGGCAGCAGCAGCUGAAGCAUGUGGCUCCAUAGACAGGGGGAACGGGCUGGCAGGGAUGCAGGGCGAGGGGUAUGAGUAUGACCAGGCGCGCACCGUGGGUCGGCCGUACCUGAGGUUCAAGAAGCGGCUCGACAAGCACCCGGAGCAGUGCGUCAGGUACCGCUUCAACGGUCAGCCCAUCUGGCCCAUCGCCCCACCGCCGCACCUCCCACAGGCGUCCCACCACUGCUCGUUGUGCGGCGCCCCCCGCGUGUUUGAGCUGCAGCUGAUGCCGCCGCUGCUCUUCUUCCUCCUGGAGGCGCUGAGAGAGCGGCAGGCGGAGGGGUCUGAGAGGAGCGGUGGGGGUGGGAAGGGGUGGAGGGCGGUGGAGUAUGGGGAGCUGGGGGAGUGGGAGUGGAUGACUGUUGCUGCCUUCACCUGCUCGCAGGCUUGCGAUACAACCGAUCUGGUGCACGAAAACGGGAAUACUACGACACAUCUGGCGCAUGAGUUAGGAUAUGGUCCAGCAUGGCUGACUGCAGAGGAAACCAUUGUGGUAGUCAACGACCUGUAGAUCUGGACCAGCAAACGUCAGCCCCAACACAGUUUGUCUAUCAUGAGACCUCCUGUAGUUGAAUCCAACACCUUAUGUAGACUUAGCCUAUAUUUUAUGCGGAUGCAGUCUUGCCGGUGAUGUGUGACUGAACUCAUACCUAGCAUGCAAGCAAUGUACAUGAGAGAUUGAAUCGGAAGCGUGCAUUGCCCCCAAAUUGGUUUUGGGCCUGUCUGAUUCGUCAGAGUCCACUGCCUUCCCUUGGUAUGGGUGUCAGAGUUACCUCCUUGAAAAAGUCUGAAAAAUCAGAGUAGCCUUCGAUU
This is a messenger RNA of Closterium sp. NIES-67, 2048 nucleotides long. The record is from the annotation of a GenBank genome assembly. NCBI's taxonomy places the organism in Eukaryota, Viridiplantae, Streptophyta, Zygnematophyceae, Desmidiales, Closteriaceae.